Notechis scutatus (mainland tiger snake) is the source of this 2744-nucleotide messenger RNA. The record is from RefSeq and is a predicted model, not a curated record. Lineage: Eukaryota; Metazoa; Chordata; Lepidosauria; Squamata; Elapidae.
UUGUUUAUAAAUAUGUGCAUGGGAGUUGCUAUCACCCUUCCCUGGUGUGUAGCUUAAAUUCAGGGUUGUUAAAGAUGCAAGAUUUCAGUGAUAUCUCCCACAAGAUCCUGGAGGCAGAGUAACCUGGGUAAUAACAAGCUUCAACCAAUUGAGAUUUCUUCCACUUAGGCAGAGGCUCUGUUUCCCUGAAAAGUUACUCCUCUCUGCCACACUGCUUAGCUAAGAAUUUAAGUCCACAGAAUUGCUUAACCCCUUAUUCUACUUUUUGGCUAAGGCGUCCUGGAUUGACUGCAUCUUAGUUUGAACAAAAUAAGACUGGUUUUAUCAUGAUGGUGAUGAGAGGGAUUUCAAUUGUCUACUAAAGGUUGGGAAGGAGAAGUAUAUCCUUUGUUCAUAUUCUGAAGAACGCUGUGGAACAUGGAGGCAUGAGGGGGGCUCCUGUUUUCCUUGCCAACACCCAGCUCUAAGGCCAAGGUUAUCGAAUCUCUCCUUCACCUUCUACUCCAGACUUGUAUACCUUUUGCUUUUCCACCCAAAGGAUGAUAAAAAUAGCAAUUCCCUCCAUAUAGCAGUGGCAUAUUUCCUUCUGUUUUUUCUUCUCUUUUUCCACCCGGGGAAGAGGCACCUCGUAGAAAAAGUGAAGUUUGGUAGUUGGCUUUGUUUUGAGGUAUCCCGUUUAUACUCCCUGCCGCGUCUCCCACCCACCCGCAUCUUUGGGAACACUGGGCAGGAAUUCGGGACUCUUUCGAAAGCGACAGCGCAUUUUGCCUGGACUGCGGUGUGUUCAGAAUUAAACCGGGUGCUUCGCGACUGUGGGAAUGGAACCUGUUCUUUCGGCUGAGCUUAACCUCCCUCCCGCCGUAAUUUUUUUCUUUGCUGGGCGGAAGCGAGCUGCCUCGGGUGAGGAUUUCCUUGGAUACUUGCUCUGCUCUCUUCUCUUCCCAGCUGUAGUCCGAGAGCCGCGGGUAGAUGUGCAGCCCUCCCGGGACCUAUGUCCGGGCAACCUUCGGCUGCCAGAGCGGGAUGCCCACGUGGGCCCGGAGAGUUUCCUCGAAUUGAGCCAAAAUGCAUCGCACCACCUGCAUCAAAAUUACCGAGCUCAACCCCCAUCUCAUGUGUGUGAUAUGCGGAGGGUAUUUCAUUGAUGCUACCACGAUCAUCGAGUGCCUGCACUCCUUCUGUAAGACUUGUAUUGUGCACUACUUGGAGAGCAGCAAGUAUUGUCCCAUUUGCGAUGUCCAAGUUCACAAAACUAGGCCUCUUUUGAACAUAAGGUCUGAUAAAACUCUCCAGGACAUUGUAUACAAGUUAGUACCAGGUCUUUUCAAAAAUGAAAUGAAAAGAAGAAGAGAUUUUUAUGCUGCUCAUCCAUCUGCUGAUGCUGCCAAUGGCUCUAAUGAAGACAGAGGAGAAGUUGCAGAUGAAGACAAAAGGAUUAUAACAGAUGAUGAGAUAAUAAGUUUGUCUAUUGAGUUCUUUGACCAAAAUAGAGUUGAACAGAAAGGAAGCAAUGAGAAAGAGAAAGCCAAAAAAGGGGCCAAAGAUAAAAGAUAUUUACGCUGUCCUGCAGCAAUGACUGUAAUGCACUUGAGAAAGUUUCUCCGGAGCAAAAUGGACAUACCAAAUGCUUUUCAGGUUGAUGUCAUGUAUGAAGAAGAGCCUUUGAAGGACUACUACACGCUAAUGGACAUAGCAUACAUUUACACUUGGAGAAGGAAUGGCCCCCUCCCUUUAAAGUACCGUGUGGGAUCGACUUGCAAGAGAAUGAAGAUUGGUGGCCAGCAGCAUGAUAGCUUGCACAAUACUGGGGAUCUGGAAAGUGACUCUGGCAGUGAAAAAGCCAGCAGCCCUGAAGGAGGCACUCUUUCCACUUCCUCCUGUGUACUCAAUCCCAGCACUCCUGUGCAGUCUCCCCACCCCCAGUUCCCCCACAUCUCUAGCACUAUGAAUGGAACCUGUGGCAGUCCCAGCAGUAACCACCAUGCCUCCUUUACCAACAGAACCCAAAAAGUGUCAGUGAACAGUUGCUCUGUGACUUCUUCUGGCUGACCUGCAUAAUCUCUCCUUUCUGAUUCUCAAGACUGGAUGCCAAGGUUACAGGAUAUAGUUUUUUUUCUGCCCUUCAGUCUAUAUUGCACCACACCAUUAAGGUUUAUAGUUGCAAAUUCCACAAGUGUCUAUGCCUGAUGGUUAAUAAGAGUAAUAAUGAUUAGAUAUUAAAUGGGUGGACAAGAGAUGGACUUUUUUAUAUUAAACAACCACUGCAGCAAACGAUUUCUUAAGGACCAGCAACAUUUAAAAAAAAUAAAACCAAUCCAGAUAUUUCUGGAGUAUUUUAUUUUUUACUUCCUCUUAUUGAUCUGUCUCCUGGUUUGGAGUCAAAAGUGUCCAUAAAUGGAUGGCUAUCACAAAUGAAACCCAACUGUUGUAAAUUCAGAUUCAUUUCCUACAUAUCUUUCAGAUUAUGAACUGUGGUUCCGCUGUUUUGUAGACUCAUUGAAAGCAAGUGCUUUUUUUCCCCUUCCCUUGAGAUGCAUAAAUGCCAGAUUGAAUAUGCAUAAAAUGCAUACAUGUAGCCACACCACUGUGAAUAACAAUGCAUUUGCUUUAUUAGCCAUUUUGAUUUGUAGUUUGCACCCAUUACUUUUCUGUGCAAUGACUGAAGCCAUUGAAAGACCAGAAAGGAAGGGGAAAGUUGUAUGGAAGAGGGGCAGUCCAAGUUCAGAUUUAAAGCGGGUAUUGCC